AUGGCAGAAACGAUAGAUGAGUCAAACAGGGACUCCCGCGCUCAGGCGGCGAUGAAGAACCGCUGGACAUCGCUAUUACACAACCCCAAACUGAUGGUCAUUGCUCUCUUUGCCUCGGUUGGCGGAUUCGAGUAUGGAUACCAACAGGGAGUCUUAGGCCAAUCCCUUGUUAUGACUCGCUUCACAGACAACUUUCCUACUGUUGUUGCAUCCUCUAGCGCGACCGGCUGGCUCACAUCGAUUCUACAACUAGGUGGUAUUCUAGGAUCACUCUCCGCAGGAAUUCUGGGUGAGAUAUUCUCCCGGAAGUAUACCAUGUUUUCAGCCUGUUGUUGGGUGGUCCUUGGGAGCUAUCUCUAUUGCGGAGCCAGCUACCACAAGCCAGGUUUACUAUAUGCUGGCAGGUUCUUUACCGGUCUCGGAGUUGGUACUUUCAGUGGUGUUGGUCCCCUCUAUAACGCUGAGUUAUCAUCACCUGAGCUUCGAGGAUUCUUGGUAUCAUUUUACCAAUUUGCUACCAUUUUCGGUAUUAUGUUGUCCUUUUGGAUAGGAUAUGGAAGCAACAAUAUUGGUGGAAUUGGAGAAACACAAACCGAUAUGGCCUGGCGCCUCCCCUCUAUCAUCCAGGGCAUUCCAGCUGUGCUUCUCGCAUGUGGAAUCUGGUGGUUGCCAUUCUCUCCUCGCUGGCUUGUCAAAAAGGGUAGAGUUCAGGAGGCACUUACUACCCUGUCCUACCUACGCAACCUACCCGAGGAUCAUGAGCUCAUUCAGUCUGAGCUUAAGGAGAUCGAGGCAGAGAGUCUCUUCGAGAAGCGAUCCUUUGCAAAAACAUUCCCGAACCUAGCUGCCAAGGAGGAAGGAAGUGUAUUGGUUCGCGAGUUCGCCCAGUAUUAUCAAAUCUUCCGGACCUGGGACAACUUCAAGCGGGUCUCGAUCGCGUGGCUUGUCAUGUUCUUCCAGCAAUGGAGUGGUAUUGAUGCAAUUAUCUACUACGCCAGUACUGUGUUCCAAAGCUUAGGUCUGACUGGAGGCACUCAAGCCCUGCUAGCCACUGGAGUCACAGGAGUGGUGUUCUUUGUAUGCACUCUCCCAGCCAUGCCUCUCAUCGAUAGAGUUGGUCGAAAGCCCAUGCUUUACGCCGGUUCAGCCGUCAUGUGGAUUUCGAUGGUCCUGGUUGGCAUCAUCGUCGCCAAGUUUGGAAACGACUUUGAAAAUCAUUCAAACGCCGGGUGGGCUGCAGUGGCUUUCAUCUGGAUCUAUGUCGGCGCAUUUGGUGCUACAUGGGGUCCAGUAUCAUGGACACUUGUAGCAGAGAUAUUCCCCCUAUCUAUUCGUUCCAAGGGCUCAUCUUUUGGAGCUUCAAGCAAUUGGCUCAACAACUUCGCUGUCGCUUUCUUCGUUCCACCUAUGUUCCAGACUUGGAAGUGGGGCACUUAUAUUUUCUUUGCCGUCUUCCUUGCUGCUAGCAUUGUCUGGAUUUAUUUCUUUCUUCCAGAAACCAAGGGUGUGACAUUGGAAGAGAUGGAUCGUGUAUUCAAAAGUCACUCAGGAGAGACGGACAUGCUUAUGUUAGAUGAGGCACGUCGGGAUGUCGCGAUAGCGCACAUUUCCGCGCUGGAAGUCGAGAAAGAGAUUAGUACUCACGCGGAAGAGCGUGGCUCGUUGAAAGACUAG
This is a messenger RNA of Penicillium waksmanii, 1674 nucleotides long. Its product is annotated as sugar porter family MFS transporter. Gene Ontology annotation, molecular function: carbohydrate:proton symporter activity. The transcript is spliced from 4 exons. Gene Ontology annotation, cellular component: membrane. Gene Ontology annotation, biological process: transmembrane transport; carbohydrate transport. The record is from RefSeq and is a predicted model, not a curated record. Bases 1 to 1674 code for a protein of 557 amino acids. Lineage: Eukaryota; Fungi; Ascomycota; Eurotiomycetes; Eurotiales; Aspergillaceae.